Messenger RNA from Suillus subalutaceus, 1811 nucleotides. RefSeq lists its product as uncharacterized. Bases 381 to 1592 code for a protein of 403 amino acids. The record is from RefSeq and is a predicted model, not a curated record. Lineage: Eukaryota; Fungi; Basidiomycota; Agaricomycetes; Boletales; Suillaceae. The transcript has 2 exons.
GUCACAUUUCUGGCCUUUAUCGUCCUCUAGAUCUCAGAGCCGGAAGUUUAACGCCCAUAGUUCUGGGCUCGCAAAAUGAAUAUCAUUGCCUCCAUGAUACGAUCGAACGUACCAGUGGCCUAUUCUCAUAAACACAAUUCUCAAUCUUGUCAAACGGUGGGCUGCUAAGUGGGAACACCACAGGGCAUUUCAAAAACAUCUGCAAGUUCAGAUAAACACUAUUUUUACUGCAUCUGACCGGAGGAUUGUGACCGCAGACAUAAACAAUAUAUCCUGUUACCUAUCCAAGCCUGGAGUCAAGCGUUCCUCCAUAUCAUCCCCAGCUAAACGACCGCCGGCCUUCGUCUCGGCCAGUGGAGCGUCCAACGCAGAGGCAACCGAUGAACCAGCCCGAUGGCCCCCACGACCAGCAAUGCGGCUGUAUACACCCAGCACUCACCACUGCACUCGGCCAGCUAUUGGGGCCACAUGGAGUGUAUGUCCAGCCCACCAUCAAUUCCCGGACGGUCGCCCAAUAUUCCGUGACCUCAUUCCUGACCACCCCACCCUCUACCGAUACCAUUCAGGCGUCAAGCACCUUCCCACCCCAGGACAUACACAUGAUUCACACACAUGCGUCAUAUUCCGUGCAGCCCAUUCCCGAGCUCAUCAGCAAUAAGGAUGGGAACUGGACACUCACAUUAAAUGUCCCUAUCCCAGAAGAUAAGGUCCACCCAACACUCACAUCAUUCUCGUAUACGGUUAAAUAUAGCACAGCAAAUGAUCACUGGGCUUCUGUUGUUCAAUCCAAUAUUCUACUUGCCACAGCUGAUUCAGAGGUAAUCCCGGAUGGGAUCAGCACGAAUUCGAAUACCCACGGCAGCUACCGCGGUGGGAUAACUGUCGUGCCUCGGACUCGUGAGGGCGCUGACACCGUGUGUCUUUCAUCCGUACUGGCCAUCAAGAAGAACGACCUGCAGGGCCAGUGGAACCACUUCGUGGAUCACCAACAGAUCAUUCUUGAUGUCCGCAUUGUCCAGAGGAGCCACUUGUACCUGCAGUUCCACGUCUCAGAGUAUCCUACCUCGGUCAUACUACGCUCUCUUUCAGUGGAUGUCUCUGCCACUUGGCUUAAUGACCAGGAAGGAGGGCGUCUGCUUCGUGAACUUCAUGAAUGUGAGAUGCAGGCCGAUGACGCGGAAGCACAGGCAGCUGCCGAGGAACGAGCCAGGAAGGUGGCAGAAACUCAGCAGGCAACUGAUGAGCUGGCCGAAGAAGAAGCCAAGGAGAGGCAGCGUGAAGCCGAGAGGCAGUCGGUAGUAGAUGAAAGGGCGAGAAAGGAGGCAGAAGCUGAAGCCAAUAAAGCGAGCUCGGAAAGACGAGCGGCGGAACUUGCCAUAGUGGAGGCAGGGAAGCGUUCCCGAGAAGAAGCUGAACGUGGGCUUCAUACAGGAGAGGAGGGUGUCACGGAUGCCAAUGUGCAGGCGGGGAUCAAGAGUACACUCAAUCGUCUUGCAGAGGACCGAAAAUGUAGUGCGGGAUAUAAUUGGUUUCCAGAAGCGCAUGGUUCCGGUGCGGAGCAGGCAGUCAUUUCAUUUCUUGGGAGGAAUUGAAUGCGGCUUGAAGCCAAGCCAUUCACCUCUACAUCGCAGCAAUUGCCCGAGUUGUCGACGGUGCCCUGAUUUUCACUUCCUUGUCAUGUACUCUUGACAGUCUGUUAUGCUCCGGGACCUUAGGCAGCCUUCAUUAAUAUUUGAGCGUUCGGUCGGAAAAGGUUACAUACGCAGUAUCGGUUAUACAUUUCUCUUGCUCGCAACCACAAUUCCAUAUGA